Molecule: messenger RNA, 3344 nt
Organism: Pezoporus flaviventris
Lineage: Eukaryota; Metazoa; Chordata; Aves; Psittaciformes; Psittacidae
Gene: NME9
Product: NME/NM23 family member 9
Exons: 7
Coding region: 2112-2567 (151 amino acids)
Source: RefSeq, a predicted model, not a curated record
AGUAGAUUUUUUGCUUGACGUGGGGAAAAAGACCUUCCAAAAGCAGAUACUGUAAACACAAAACUGUACAGCAUGCAUCUGACUUCCACAUUUGCACUCCUGCUAUGUGUGUUUAGGAGCUCAAGUUUUUACAUACCUCUUCUCAUCCUCCCCCAGUUCAUGUUUCUAAAAACAAAUCUGAGUUUGCUUCUAUAACAUUCCGGUGCCUAAAGGUGUUCAGAAGAAGGUAAGUAUCUCUGUACAUGUUUCAAGGUGGUUUCCUAAAAUUCUUCCAGAAACAGUAAAAACCAGUGCUCAGACAAUCGUGUUUCUGCAUGAGAGCAGUUGGCAUUUUCCACAGAUAUUGGUAGGACAAACUGUUGGAUGAGAACAUUUUUACAUUCAGUUAAGCUUUGUGAAUAAUUUUUGAUGUCGCUAUAGAUAUGUACAAAAAGAAUACUGUAAAUAAAAGAACUUUACCAGAACAUCUAGAUUUUUCUCAGCUUCAUGGAGAAACCUCAGCUUUCUGUGCCAGCUUCUCUGCAGACUGACAGUUGCUAGCCUGAGAUUCACAGUGGGAACAAACUUGUUUGCUGGUCAGCCAGAUCUUUACCGACUUCAUUUAGGUAACAGCAUCUUAUGAGUUACUUAUGUAUUUGCUUGCAGAACCAAAGCAAAGUUCUUCAAGUUGGCAUAAUACCAAUCACCAGGAUUUCUGCUGUUCUUGUGCCAUUUCUCUUUUAAAAAGCAGUCUUAAUUUUGAUAAGUAUGUCAAGUCUAUGUAUCAGUGUCCAGCAGCGGUAGUGCUUCUCUCAAAGGUUACAUGUGUUAAAAGAAACGAAUAGUUUGGCAUGCUAGUUGUCAGGGUAGUGGUCUCUCCCACUCAGAAAGUCAAAUGAGACUUAUUUGGCUGUUGUUUAUAUCACAGAUUUGCAUUUUAGUUAUGAAAGAAGCCAAAUGAUCUGCUUAAAAGCAUAUUGUGCCAAUAUAUUCUUAAGGAAAACAUCUCAUUUUUUAAAACUUGUUCUUGCAGACUUAAACCUGCAGUAGAUCUAAUUGCAUUAGGUGCUGCACCUCCACGAAACUGCUGAAGCAGUGACAGAACAGGCAGAGGAAGGAAUAAUUGAGGUGAAUGAAAGUAGAUUCUUGAAGACCAGAAAAUGGGUUUAACAGGAGUGUCUUUGGUAAUCCUAAAGUGUAAGCACAUAUGUGUAAACAUGCAAAAUUUCAGUAGCGGUUAAAAUCAUCUGGACUUUACUGAAGGCUUAUUCCUACAAAAAGAAAGAUGCAGGGGGCAUCCAGGGUGCAGUUUGCUCUGCUGAGCUGGUGCUGGAGGCAGGGGAGCCCCUGCCAACGUUCAGCAGAACCAUGUCCCCUGCAGGUACUAGACAAUGUCACCUUAAGUUGCCAGGGGCACUAGGAGAGCUGACGUGCCAAAAGCCAAAUCCUCAAGCAGCAGAGACCUUGGGCAGCUGGGGGACCAAGCUACCAGACAUUAUGUGUCUGCAUCUGGAGCCCAGUGACCCCCCCCCCAGGCAUGUGAAGGGACGAGUUGAGCAGCAGCCGUGCUCAAAAGCACAUCGUCCUGGGGUGUGCUGGGCACAGCACUGGCCUCUCACUGCAAAUAAGGUUAAAACCAACCAACCUUCAAAACCUGAGCUGCCUUUGGAGUAGGGCCAGCAGCUCAUCGCCUCUCCUGGGUUCUAGGCAGGGCUGUGGGGAGCUGGGCAGGUUUGACAGACAAAGGGAAGGCAGAGAGGCUCCAACUGCAGCUGCUGCUGCAUGAAUGGGAAUUCGAGAAGACCGAGCUGAACUUCCUGUCUGCAGGGGACUUCGAUAAGAGAGUGGGGCGGGCUGGGCUUGGCUUCCGCUCCCCCUGGCAUUGCCAUGGCUGCCAUAGCAGCGUUAGGGUGCUGCCAUAGCAGCGUUGGGGUGCUGCCAGCUGCUGCACAGGUACUGAUGGGCCCUGUGUGGGGACAGGCUGCUGAAAGCAAACGGCAAGUUCGGGCUAGCAGCAGCACCCUGCCUCUGUGAAAAGGAUUGAACAGCAACUGGAUUCAUGUAAUUAGAGGACAUCUGCAGUGCUUUGCACUUGGGACUGCUGCUCAGAAGACCCUUGUUCCUGCAGAAGGAUGGCUGCAAAGAAGAAGGAAGUAGUACUGCAGAUUAACAUCAAUAGCCAGGAGCUUUGGGAAGAAAUGCUGUGUCUCAAAGGACUCAUUGUUGUUGAUGUGUAUCAAGCCUGGUGUGGUCCAUGCAAAACAGUAGUGGAUCUUUUCCAAAAAAUAAGGAAUGAAGUUGGCAGUGAUCUCCUGCAUUUUGCUGUGGCUGAAGUUGAUUCCAUUGACAGUCUGGAAAAAUACAGAGGAAAAUGCGAGCCUGUCUUUCUGUUUUAUGCAGGAGGAGAAUUAGUAGCUGCAGUAAGAGGAGCAAAUGCACCAUUGCUGCAGAAGACCAUCCUUGAACAGCUGGCUGUGGAAAGGAAGGUUUUAGAACAUGGAAGACAGCGUGUGGUAGUACAAGACAGAGCCUUCUCCAAAGAAGAGGGAAAAGUGGCUGUUCUUCAGGAACAGUGGAAGGCUAAAUAGGUGAGGUAGGUACAGCUGUAGGAUGCUCUUUUUUGCCCUUAGCAUCUGCAUUUGCUAAAGCUGGAACCCUAAAUGAUGAUUCAGCUGCUGCUGCUCCUUGAGUGCUGGAGGGGACAUUCCUCCAAAUGGGCACCACGUGCUCUUCCCCACUCUCUAACAGAGCAAUACUAAGGAUAUAUCACCUUGAAACAGUCUUUGUAGGCACAAAUAAGAAAGCAAGGUAGCUUAGGUGCCUGAUACCAUUGAACUAUUUAUCCUUCCAAUGGUUUAAACUGCAUUUGUCAGUACUGACCUUUCCCCUGAGCUUGGUGAGGGCUUUCUUCUGUCUUUAAUAACAAAUACUGAACUAGCUGCACAUGCUGCUCAGCUGUUCCAAGUGGCUUUUAGAAGAAAACACGUUUGGGCACCAAAUCUUAUUACACCAGCUCUUGCCUUGUCUAAAAUUAGCCACAUAUUCCCAAAGGCUUUUGCCUCUCACCAGACUUCUAACCUACAGUGACACUCGCUUUGGCUUUGCUGGGACGCAGCUGCAGUCUGCCGCUGCGCACACCACGUGCUGGCUCCCAAAAUGCUGGAAAUUGCAGCAAAACCCACUGGGCUUUAGCUAAGGCACCGUGGGUCUGGAAGGGAUGUAAUGAAUUUUGAUCUCUCAUUUCUUUACCUAUUACUAACUUUUUUCCCCUUUCCUUCCCUCGGAGGCUAAGGCACCUGUUGAUUCCCAGCCGUUGUCGUGGAGCAGACGUGGGAUUUCCCAAUAAACACAUGGAUUUUGUGCGA